AUGCAAAUAUUUGUAAAGACCCUCACGGGCAAGACCAUCACCCUAGAGGUCGAGCCAAGCGACUCGAUCGAAAAUGUGAAAGCUAAGAUCCAGGACAAAGAGGGAAUCCCUCCAGAUCAACAGCGUCUCAUUUUUGCCGGAAAGCAGCUUGAAGAUGGUCGAACCUUGAGUGACUACAACAUUCAGAAAGAAAGCACACUCCAUUUAGUAUUGAGGCUUCGUGGUGGUGCCAAGAAAAGGAAGAAGAAGCAGUACACUACUCCCAAGAAGAACAAGCAUAAGAAGAAGAAGGUCAAGCUCCCCGUCCUCAAGUUCUACAAAGUUGACGAACACGGAAAGGUCACCAGACUGAGGCGUGAAUGCCCUGGCGAAUCAUGCGGUGCUGGAGUUUUCAUGGCUUGUCAUCCUGACCGACAGUACUGUGGAAAAUGCGGCCUUACAUUUGUCUGUCAGAAGCAAUGA
Bolinopsis microptera is the source of this 462-nucleotide messenger RNA. Its product is annotated as ubiquitin-ribosomal protein eS31 fusion protein. Lineage: Eukaryota; Metazoa; Ctenophora; Tentaculata; Lobata; Bolinopsidae. Bases 1 to 462 code for a protein of 153 amino acids. The record is from RefSeq and is a predicted model, not a curated record. Gene Ontology annotation, molecular function: protein tag activity; ubiquitin protein ligase binding; structural constituent of ribosome. Gene Ontology annotation, biological process: translation; protein ubiquitination; modification-dependent protein catabolic process. Gene Ontology annotation, cellular component: cytoplasm; ribosome; nucleus. The transcript is spliced from 2 exons.